GAGGAUGGUGUCUUUUCGUGGUACGACGCCCCUGGUGCCCUCACAGCUAGUGGUGAAAUUUUCGACUCAAACGCCAUGACUGCCGCUCAUAAGACCCUACCAUUUAAUACUGUGGUUCAGGCGUCGUGUAAUGGCAGGUCUGUUACCGUUAGGAUCAACGACAGGGGACCGUUCGUCGCCGGGAGGAUACUCGACGUGACCCCCGCUGCCGGUCGUGAGCUCGCUGAGGAUGGCGUCUUUUCGUGGUACGACGCACCUGCCGGUGCCAUCACAGCCAGUGGUGAACCCUUCGACCCAAACGCCAUGACUGCCGCCCAUAAGACCCUACCGUUUGGGACUGUCGUCCAGGCGUCGUGUAAUGGCAGGUCUAUCAGCGUUAGGAUCAACGACAGGGGACCGUUCAGCGCCGGGAGGAUACUCGAUGUGACCCCCGCUGGAGGUCGUGAACUCGGUAUCAUCGAUAGUGGACUCUGUCAGGGUCAUAUUUAAAUGAGCCUGAAAUUAAUUGAUCCUGCUUACAUGAAUUUAAAAUUUUGAA
Oppiella nova is the source of this 538-nucleotide messenger RNA. The record is from the annotation of a GenBank genome assembly. NCBI's taxonomy places the organism in Eukaryota, Metazoa, Arthropoda, Arachnida, Sarcoptiformes, Oppiidae.